CAAUGCAACAGCUUCUUCGAGCUCAAAGUUCUGUAUCGCAUUAGGGUUUUGUUUUUGCUUAGGAUUUCGUUGUGUUAUUGAAAUUUAAGGUAUUUGUGUUUUUAUUUGUGAUUGGUUCAAAUGAAUAAAAUCGCCUCUUCUUUCGGCUACAAGUGUUGAGAUCUUGCGAUCGAUUUCUUGAUGGCUUUGUUCUGGAGGCGUAUAUUGAUUCUCUAAGUUAUGGGGUUUUUUCUUUCGUCCAGAUUUUGUGUUUUAUCACAAUCUCUGGUUCCUCCUACUUAGCAGAAAAUAUUGGCCACAGGAAAUCGUAUUGGAUUCAUUAAUGGAUGGUGGAGAAUAAAUACGUUAAUCAGAUUAACACAAUGUAUGAAGAACAAACUCCAUGGCUUGGAUUGGAGAACUUCUUUUAUUGUAUUAUAUGGCCCUUCAAUUUCGUUCUCUCUCUUCUCAUUUUUUCUACCUCGGGGACACUCAUUUCUUCGUAGAAGAAUUCGUAACUUGAACAUCAAGAGUUAGAAGGCUGAAGAACAAAUAGCUUACCCCUCUCUUAACGAACUUGAUCCAAUUCCAAACCUUUUUUCUGUCAAUUCUUCCACGACCCCUCCGUCCAUCCUGUUGCAAAUUCACUGAGCCGAGAAAUCGAUGUCUACUUUCUACCUUCAUCUUAAAGAUGGUUACGUUAACAUGGCUGGGUUCCCAAAACUCCGGAUCAACACAAACCCAAUCUCCUCCUCAUUGUCAAUGGGGGAAUGCCAUACGCAUCUUCACACCUCACUUCAAUGUGUAUGUGCCAGACCUUGUCUUCAUUAGGGACUCAGAUCACAACUGGGCUAGAGCGGUCUCGCCUGUAAUGGCUGCCAACUCAGUGCAGAAGCUGAGCCUCGUCGGGUUGAGCUAUGGUGGCUUUGUCGGGUAUUGCUUGGCAGCGAGAAACAGGGUGCUGGUGGAGAGGGUGGUGAUAUGUAGCACAGGGGUUUGUAUGGAAGAGAAGGACCUGAGGGAAGGGUUGUUCAGAAUCUUGGACUUGGAGGAGGCAGCUGAGAUUCUGGUGCCCCAAGAUCCUAAGAAAUUGAAGGAGUUGUUGAAGUUUUCCCUCUUCGGCCUCCACUGCUGCAAAGAUAUGCACCAUAAUAUUACAAUGUUUACUAUCACCUACUAGCGUCCCAAACACCUCAAGUGCAUUUUCUACAAGUGAGAUGGUGUAAUCAAGCAUCUCCACCUUCAUCCAAGUUUAGGUUUUGGAAUCUUCAACUUCAGUUUGUGACUAUUGCUCUUUGACAGGCUAAGUGUAGUGAAUAUGAAGAAGAAAGGAGAGUAAAUAAAAGCCAUUCCGGAAGAUAGGAAACAUCCAACAGGCUGGUUUCAUCUUCUAACAUGCCUUCAUUUCAUUCCAUUCCAUUUCAUCCAAGUUUUAUCUUUUCUUCUUAAAUCAUGUGCAAAGAAUAACCUCUGAUUUGAAGCAGCCAACAUCGAUAAUUUGGGGAGAAGGUGACAAGGUGAAUAUUAGAAAGGCUAAAAGGGUAGUGUCUCUAAGAUGAUCUUUCCAAUCAAUUGCGUUUUGUUUUGGUUUACUCUUUCCAAGUCUACAAGCUCUAAAUUUUCGGGCAUUUGGGAGAGAGUGCUCAACUUGUAGUAAUCAAGAAUGCAGGGCUUGCGUGUGAUUUGGAAAAGCCCAAGGAGUAUUAUCACCACUUGUAGUCCUUCCUUGGCAUCAAGCAGAAUAAUCAUAAAUGAGCUUUGGGUCUAAUUUCAAUCAAAAGAUUCGUCAAGAGGCCUCUCUAGUCUGUAUCAUUAAAUUGUUAAUGACUCGGUAAGGUCGAACCAACUGUCUGUUUUGGUAAACAAGUACUUGUUCACAAUGACUACUCCAGUAGCGAAUAUACUACUACUCGCCUAUAAAUUGUUAAGGAGACAGGAUAGAGAUGUACCUUGGCGCAAUUGUGUUGCUGAUAAAGAAAGAAAUAAAGUAUUCUCUCUCGAA
Molecule: messenger RNA, 1981 nt
Organism: Cucumis melo (muskmelon)
Lineage: Eukaryota; Viridiplantae; Streptophyta; Magnoliopsida; Cucurbitales; Cucurbitaceae
Exons: 2
Coding region: 671-1159 (162 amino acids)
Source: RefSeq, a predicted model, not a curated record